UCAACCCGGUUGCUCCCUGUUCCCAAGGCAGUAUUUUAUUAGCCGCGUUAUGAUUUUGUUUUAGAAUUGUUUAUAUUUUUUAUUUUAUGACUAAUACCCUGAAACGAGGGUGGUUGAACAAUAAGAAACGCAUGACUUUGGACAGGAGCAGUUUAUUGAGCACGAGACUAAUACAAAGUGCCACUCUCUGGGGAACAAAAGGAGCUAGCAAGCUAACAUUACGGUAUAUUUACAGGGUUUUUUAAGCGAAAUAGCCAGCGAGGUGAUACAGCUAGUUACUUGAAAAUGAGUUUAUUUAACUUAGAGAGGUUCCGAUUCCAACGGGAUGAUGGGACGUCUUCUCUCCCUAAAUUACCGAAGUCCAGUGACUCAGUCAGUCCCAAUUCGGAUAAAGAGAAUAAGCCAGCAAGCACCAAACAAGCCCUAAAAUCAACUUCCAAAACACAAGUCAAGGAGAGCCGUCUAGAAACGUGGGUCAUCUCAGACUCUGACGGGGAGGAUGCUGUACUAAUUGAAAAACCAUCAAAAGGACAUACUAGUCCUUCUAAGGGCAAGAAGGAGAGACGUGCAGGUUCAGAUGACGAGGAUCAUGUCGACGAGAAGAAGGUUGAUGAGCUGCAGGAGAUAUUUCCUAACAGAACCCGCAUGCAGCUGCGAGAGUUAAUCCAAUGCACAGGCACUUUAGAUGGAGCUGUGGCUCUUUGCCUGAUGCAGUAUGGAGACAAAGGUGUGAUCCCGCCAAGAAAGAGGGAUGCUGCCAGUGAGGAUGAGGAGGAGAAAGACAAGGAUGUGGCCAAUCCGACGAAGAAGAGACGCACUGAAGUGCCUGAAGACUCUCAGAAAUUGGACAAGUCGGAAUCUGAAGAGGACACAGAUGACUCGGGUGACACUGAGGACUCUUUUGAGCCGAGCCAGUCGAAGAAGGAUGGCAUCUUGCAGAGACUGAAGAAGAAGCUCCCAGAGUUAGAGGAAGAGCUGCUCAGGGACGUCCUGCAGGAGCACGAGUGGCACUAUGAGGACGCGCUGGGGUCGCUGCGCAUGUUCUCUGAUCCAGCUGAAGGCAACAGCUCCUCAAAAUCCAAGUCAAGCCAACCAAAGAAAGCCAGUCCCAAGAGCACCACGCCCUCCGUCUCCCAGUGGAUGACUAAAUUCUCCUUCUAUGGGGCACCGAAAGCAGCACCAACCAAGGCCAAUCCAGGCAGCAGCAACAGCAACAGCAGUAGCCACCCUCAACCCAGCAAACCAGCAGCCAAAACGGGGAAGACCCCGAGCAAGAGCAAGAGCAAGUUCAGCUCGUCGCGGCGAGGACGAGCAAAGUCGGAAGACACUCGGAGGCCGCUGAGUAGCGAGGACGAAGAUGAGCAGGAUGACGUGCUGUCGGACGAUUAUAAUUCGGAGGAGGAGAGCAGGCCCGUGAGCUCGGAGCAGCAGCUGGAGAUCCUCAAGUUCUUCCAGGAGGCGGCGCUGCACGAGCUCAUGCUCAUCUCCCGCUGCUCCUCCAAGAGGGCCAACAUCAUCGUCUCACUGCGGCCCUUCAACACCUGGCAAGACCUGGAGUCCCAGUUCCACCGGGAUAACGGGCUGUCUCCUGACAUGCUGGACGCCUGUCGGCUGGUGCUGCGGGAGAGGCAGGUGGUGCAGCAGCUGAUGGGCAAGUGCGAGGGCAUCUCCAGGAGGAUGCUGAAGGACGUGAACGCCCUUAUUGAGCAGGGCACCGGCUCCUCCAAGCAGCCAGCCAUACUCAACAGCAGCCGGAAGCUGCAGUCUUAUCAGCUGAUUGGGCUGAAGUGGCUCAUACUGUUACACCAACACAAGCUGAGUGGCAUCCUCGCUGAUGAAAUGGGUCUGGGUAAGACGGUUCAGGCAAUCGCCUUCCUGGCCCACCUCCUUGAGAAAGGCAUUACAGGACCUCAUCUUAUUGUUGUACCAGCCUCUACACUUGAUAACUGGGUGAGGGAGCUGCAGCUCUGGUGUCCUGCUCUCCAGUUGCUGGUCUACCACGGCUCCAUGGAGGACCGCCGGUACCUGCGCCGUGACAUUCUGGACAUGCAGGACGACCUCAAUGUCAUCUUGUGCACGUAUAACUCCCCUCUGGGUAACGAGAUGGACCGCAGCCUGUUCCGCAAGCUGCAGCUCAAGUACGCCAUCUUUGACGAGGGGCACAUGCUGAAGAACAUGAACUCCCAGCGCUACCGCUACCUCAUGGCCAUCAACGCCGAGCACAGGCUGCUGUUAACAGGCACCCCCCUGCAGAAUAACCUCUUGGAGCUGAUGUCUCUCCUCAACUUCAUCAUGCCCUCCAUGUUCUCCAGCAGCACCUCGCAGAUCGCCAAGAUGUUCACCCACAAAUCAGAUGAGGAGAGCAGCUACCUCAAGGACAGGAUAGACCAGGCCAAGCUGAUCAUGAAGCCUUUCAUCCUGCGCCGAGUCAAGACAGAGGUGCUAAAGGAGCUUCCUCCCAAGACAGACAUGGUGGAGAGGUGCAGCAUGUCUCCAAAGCAGAAGGAGCUCUACACGGCUCUCUUCAGCAAACUCAAACACACACCACCCGGAGAGAGGCGGGAGCUGUGCAACGUGAUGAUGCAGCUGCGUAAGAUGGCCAACCACCCGCUGCUGCACCGCCAGUACUACACCACAGACAAGCUCAGGGUCAUGAGCAAAGCCAUGCUCUCGGAGCCGACCCACUUCGAUGCAGACCCGGUUCUGAUCCAAGAGGACAUGGAGGUGAUGUCAGACUUCGAGCUGCAUAACUUGUGUCUGCAGUACCCGGCCAUUCGCAGUCACCAGCUCGCCACCGAUCUGCUGUUGGACUCAGGGAAAUUCCACCUGCUCACGCGCCUGCUCGCCUCCCACAAGGAAAACGGAGACAGAGUGGUGUUCUUCAGCCAGUUCGUCAUGAUGCUGGACAUCGUGGAGGUUCUGCUAAAGCACCUGGACCACCGCUACAUUCGCCUGGACGGCUCUACACCCAUCUCAGACAGGAUUGGCCUCAUCGACGACUUCAACAACAACCCUGAGGUGUUUGUGUUCCUGCUGUCGACUAAGGCGGGGGGCCAGGGAAUCAACCUGACCUCCGCCAACGUGGUCAUCCUGCACGACAUCGACUGCAACCCCUACAACGACAAGCAGGCCGAGGGACGCUGCCACCGCAUGGGACAGACCAGGCCUGUGAAGGUCAUUAAGAUAGUCUGUAAGGACUCCAUUGAAGACAACAUGUUGCGAGUGGGCCAGGAGAAGUUGAAACUUGAAGAGUGCAUGACUGCUUCAGACACAGCGGAUGAGAACUCCAUGUCAGAAGAUAUGGCUAUGCUUCUAAAAGUCUCGUUGGGACUUUGAGACCAACGAUUGUAUUACCUCAGAAAUUAGGACUUUUUUUGUUUUUACUUUUUGUACUUGUCAAUAGUUUUGUUUACAUAAAUAAAUUUAACUUGAAUUCUAA
Engraulis encrasicolus (European anchovy) is the source of this 3439-nucleotide messenger RNA. It is a transcript of the gene smarcad1a, whose product is annotated as SWI/SNF-related, matrix-associated actin-dependent regulator of chromatin, subfamily a, containing DEAD/H box 1 a. Lineage: Eukaryota; Metazoa; Chordata; Actinopteri; Clupeiformes; Engraulidae. The coding region runs from base 286 to 3336 and encodes 1016 amino acids. The record is from RefSeq and is a predicted model, not a curated record. The transcript has 23 exons. Gene Ontology annotation, molecular function: chromatin binding; DNA binding; ATP binding. Gene Ontology annotation, cellular component: nucleus.